Gilbertella persicaria is the source of this 1194-nucleotide messenger RNA. RefSeq lists its product as uncharacterized. Bases 1 to 1194 code for a protein of 397 amino acids. The transcript has 3 exons. Lineage: Eukaryota; Fungi; Mucoromycota; Mucoromycetes; Mucorales; Choanephoraceae. The record is from RefSeq and is a predicted model, not a curated record.
AUGACUGAUAAUAAUUUAUUUCAGCUGGCUCAAGUGGUGACUGAACACCAUCCACUUCAUUGCUUACCAGAACAUGAGCCAUCUCAUCGUCCUUUGUCAACUAGAAAGAAUGCAUGUAUUAUUUGUGCUGUAUGCUUUACUUGUUCAGGUUAUUAUGGUAGCAACUGUCAAUGCUCAGAAACACAACCACGUCGUGGCAAGAACUUACCUGAAGGAGGGCUUGAUUCAAGGGCAAAGAAACUAUCGCCCUUGGAUAGAGAUGAUUAUGAAUUCACACUCAAAUGGCUAGAUGAAUUUGGACACAGUAUCUACAGAGAUAAAAAUCAACGCAUUGUCGGAUUAACAAACCUGACAGAAGUAUCACUUUGCAAGGCACACUCAAGCACUCUUUAUCGUGCCAAAAAGAGGCAUCAACGCGUACAACAACACGCACCUCCUUCACCUGCUGAUUCGAAUAUAACAAUGGAAGAUAUGAUUCGGCAUCGUUCUUCUUCUGUAGAUUCUUAUCCAUUGCUUCCACAACCCACAGGUAUGCUGGGAGGCGGUAUGCUUGCAGCCAAAGUGCGUGAAUUGUCUUUCCAGCCUGUCAAGGAAUCGCCUGACUUGUCUAUGAUGACUACUUCUACUUCACAUAAAAGAAAGCGUGCAUCUACCAUCUCUAGACCCAAUUCAAGUGCUUCUACACCUUUAUUAUAUUCAAAUCAUCCAAUGCAUUCUUCUCCACCACCAUUACCACCACCACCACCACCACCACCUCAUCAUCAUCAUCAUUUUAAUGCACGCUCUAGUUUCUCAUCUCAAUUACCACCACUUCAUUUACGUACACCUUCGCUUUCUUCAUUAUCUUCUAAUCUUCACCAUUUGCAUGUAUCACCUUCAUUUACAAAAGUAAUAGAGACAGUAUCACUAAAGAGUUCACCUUCCCUUAAAUCAUUACACUAUGACGAUGUUUAUUUUGUCAGAAACUUGGCUAUCACUGACUCAUACACAUUUCGCGAUUUACUGUCAGAAAUCGAUUUUGCAGGAUCACCACCACCUGGAAAACGACUUGUGAUUUCAGAUAUCAGGCGAGAAAAGAUAUUUCCCCUUGAUCAAGCCAUUCGAAAUGUGAUUCGAUACCCAAAGGAGACUCAUAUUGAAUUCUAUUUAGGGCUUUCUGAAAAAGCGUCUAUUAAUUGGGAUCAUUACAUCUAA